AUGUCGAACUACACAAAAUUGGAUUUCGCGGUACUAGACAUUUCUGGAAGGAAUUAUUUGUCAUGGAUACUUGAUGUGGAAAUCCAUUUCGAUGCUAUGGAACUUGGAAAUACAAUUACCGAUGGUAACGACGCAUCCUCGAAGGAUCGUGCAAAAGCCAUGAUCUUCAUUCGGCACCAUCUCCACAAGGAUUUGAAGUCUGAAUACCUUAUAGUGAAAGACCCACUAAGUUUGUGGAAUAAUCUGAAGGAAAGGUAUGGGCACCAGAAGGCUGUAAUCCUACCAAAUGCUCGUUAUCGCUGGUUGAAUCUACGGCUGCAAGAUUAUAAAUCUAUUAGUGAGUAUAACUCUACUCUGUUCAAGAUACAAUACAAAGAGCAUGGGUUUGAGAAAUACUCAGAUAUCUCUUGCCUUCUGGUCGCUGAACAAAACAAUGAGCUAUUACUGAGAAAUCACAAGUCUCGUCCAACUGGUGCUCUACCAUUCCCUGAAACGAAUAGAGUCUAUUUUCUGAGUAAUGGACAAGGUCGUGGUCAUGGACAUAGACGUGGUCGGGGUAGCCAUAAUUACCAAGUUCGUGGAGGAUAUAUUCAGAAAUCAGGCAAGAAAUCGGAGUAUCCCCAGAAGUGGAAUAAGUGGAAUAGGUCGGAAGUGUCCAAAGAAAAGGGCAAGAGGGUGCUGAAUAAACCUUCUAAGAACUCUGAGGAUUCUUGCUACAGGUGCGGUGGGAAGGGUCAUUGGUCGCGUACCUGUCAUACUCCAAAGUAUUUGAUAGAGCUUUACCAAGCAUCGCUUAAGGAAAAAGGAAAAGAAAUUGAAACAAACUUUACCGAUCAAAUUAGUCAGAACCAAUCUGUUGACGCUUUUGAACCCAUUGACAUUCCGUCUUUCGACAUUUUUGAGUACAUUGCAAGACCAAGUGGAAUCAAAGAUGAUUUCUUUGGUGAUGAAGGUGACUAUUCUGAAUGGUCACAAGAAUAA
Molecule: messenger RNA, 981 nt
Organism: Rhododendron vialii
Lineage: Eukaryota; Viridiplantae; Streptophyta; Magnoliopsida; Ericales; Ericaceae
Exons: 2
Coding region: 1-981 (326 amino acids)
Molecular function (GO): nucleic acid binding; zinc ion binding
Source: RefSeq, a predicted model, not a curated record